This is a messenger RNA of Lytechinus pictus (painted urchin), 1863 nucleotides long. RefSeq names its product kremen protein 1-like. The record is from RefSeq and is a predicted model, not a curated record. Bases 444 to 1133 code for a protein of 229 amino acids. The transcript has 5 exons. NCBI's taxonomy places the organism in Eukaryota, Metazoa, Echinodermata, Echinoidea, Temnopleuroida, Toxopneustidae. Gene Ontology annotation, cellular component: plasma membrane.
AUGAAAUGAAAAGGAGUGCCAGAAUGAACAAUGUUCUAGGCCAUGUUUCUCAAACUGUGCUUUCUGUGAUACUAUGGAAUAUUUGUUAAAUACAAUUUGACAUUCGUAAUUGGACUGCUGCAUAUUCGUUAAGAUGGUAAUUUUGUGAAACCCAGUCUUAUCCCAUAUCGUUUACGAGGCGAAAGGUGGAUUCUUGGUUGUGGGUUUUCUGACACCCGUGCACCUGUAUGUCAACGAUCCAACGGUUAAUUUGCAGGAUUCAUAGAUAAAAUGUUGUACAGUAUUGUGACAAGCAACAGUAGUAGCGCCAGUAUAGUAUAAUCAUACACGACAGCUGUUUUAACUUGUUAGCAGAUGAUUAUUGCAUUGAUUGAAAGAGACAAGAAAGACAUGGAUAAUUAAUUAGGAAUAAUGAUUCACGGGUGAUCGUAUGUGAACCAGUAAUGGAUUGGCAUCGGAUCAACUUUGCGUUCCUAAUCACUCUUCUGAUACAGAACAGUAAUUACAUGGUCAGGUGUGUCAUUACAGAUGUACAACUGGUUGGAGGUCCAUCGUCUAAUAAAGGUACAGUAGAGAUCAGGCAAGAUGGCGGCAAUUGGGAGACGACAUGUGGAAUAAAUCUUGACAUUAAUGAUGUCAUGGUCAUUUGCAGACAGUUAGGAUUCACGGGAGCUAGUCUAGCAAUGCAGACCACACCUUUUAGACAGAACUCAACUCCUGACAUUGGAUUAGAUUGUAACGGAGGUGAAGGAAACGUCGCAGCAUGUUCUACAUUAUCACAUGCAUCGGGGUGUUCCCCAGCAGGAGCAGCAUCUUGUCAUGGUGAGGGAUAUCUUGGAUGUUUCAAGGAUAACAAAACUGACAGAGUGUUAUCUAGCAACUUCAAACUUUCUAGUGCAUCGAUAAAUAUUUCAUAUUGCAUCUGGUUUUGUCGACUGUCCAUCACAUCUUACUAUACAUACGCUGGUGUUGGAAAUGGGAAUGAAUGUUAUUGUGGGGUAGCCAGUGAUAACUAUGCGAGACAUGGAGUGGGAGUAGAUUCAGACUGUUCCGUUCCAUGCCAAGGAGACCCAACUGAGAGCUGUGGCGGUAUUGGAUACAUAGCUGUCUUUAGAAGUGAGUUCCAAUAUUAAAAUCAUCAUUUCCUUUAGACAAUGAAGCAUCUAGUCCUAGCUGCCAUGAAAUGACGCACUCGUGAAUAAUGACUUAGUUUUAUUUCCCCUGCAUUCAUAUCAAAAUAUGAUAUUAUACGUGUACAUUACACUCUAAAAACAAUGAGUAACAUUUUACCCAUUAUUGGGUUGAAAGGGGACAAGCAUAUUUGCUGGGUAUUUUUUUUUACCCCAUAUUGGGCUAUUUCAACGCAACAUUGCGUAAUUUUUUUCUGUUUACUCAACCAACAUGCAUGCUCCCAUUUUACCCAAUAUUUGAUAAAACUUUUUUUAGGGUGUAUGAAGUUUAAAUUUCAAUAACAGAUUCAGAUUCAGAUUUAUUUCCAACAGAAAUGACAUAAAUAUUGAUACAAACCAUUUUCAUACAUUUAUAACAAAUAUUUACGAUACAAAUCAUUGUCAUUAUACUUAUAUUCAACAACAUCAAUGAUAAUUAACAUAUAAAGAUGUAUACAAAAUAUGGAACAUUUUGUAGACACAUUAAAAUAAAUAAUUUAAAUAGAAAAAGGUAUCUGUGGGAAUAGGAAAUUCACUCAAAAGCAUAGCUUGUAUAAUGUGAACUUUCCCAAGGGACGGGAAAAGAAGAGAGAGAGAGAGAGACGCAAUGGUUGCUAUUUGCCUACAUAGACUUACUGAACGGAUUAAAAAGAACAAGAUAGCAAACAGAACAAGACAAAACUAAAUAAGCGAU